AUGGCUCCAAGGAAGUCGGCGAAAGGCAAAAAGGAGAAAGCCAAGGACUUACCGAAAGAAAAAGCUGAGAGGAGGUCAACCUUACGACCUAGCAAGUCAAAAAACGCUAUAGCCAGCAAGGCUUUAGGCCACGACUCAAGGAAGGCUACCGCCGAGCUCAACCUGAAAUGCGCUGACGGACUAUGCGUUUCCUCCGAACUGUAA
Molecule: messenger RNA, 204 nt
Organism: Penicillium soppii
Lineage: Eukaryota; Fungi; Ascomycota; Eurotiomycetes; Eurotiales; Aspergillaceae
Exons: 1
Coding region: 1-204 (67 amino acids)
Source: RefSeq, a predicted model, not a curated record